UGCCAAAGAGGUUGCCAACCAGUCAGCCAAGACAACAACAGGCAACAACACAAGACAAGCAAGCAAAGAGCAGCAUGGCAGAUGAGGCAGGCGAUGCGGUGAUGGAGGAGACAGUGCAGGAGACGACAAAAGGUGUAGAGGCAGAGCAGGACCCCACAGAAGAGAGCGGAGAGCAAGAGCAAACACAGCAGCAGGAGGGCCAAGAGCAGCAGGAAGAGGCCAAGCCAACCGAUGACACAACAACGGAGGCAGAGGCAGGCGAUGAAGCAUCCAACAACGAAGACAAGCAGGAGUCAGACCAAGCGCCCGGCAGUGCAGCAAACACAACUGGCUCUGAAGAUGAUGUACAGGCCGAUGAAGACACAGCAGUUGAGGCAGCAGGCGACGCUAGUGCAGUCGUUGAGCCCCCUCACACAGCAUCCCAGGAGGAAGGAGAAGCAAAGGAAGAAGAGCAGCAAGAGCAGCAGCCAGAGGAGGAGCAGCAGCAAGAAGACGCUGACGAAGACGCUGAAGAAGAGGGGGUGAGCAAUCUGGCAAGCGCACAGACAGAGGACGCUGCCAAGGAUGGAGAGGAUGCGGCAGGCGGGCGAACAUCGUCAAGCACGGACCCCAUCGACGCGCAGCCCAUCACCUCUGCGUCACUCCUGGAUAGCGAAUCACAGUAUCAAACAUCGGAAAUGGGCACCGACCCCAUCCAGUCUCUUGAUGGCCGGGAAGCAUCUGCCAGCGUGGGCAGCUACGACCGCCUCAAGGACCUGCAUGCAGGACACAAGCGCUACAAAGUCCCACGGCAUCCACUUGACCUCAACUGGGCCUUUGGCUUCAACACCUCCAACCCCACCGUGCAUCUCAUUGAAGAUGGCACCCGCUCCGAUGUUGUGUUCUGCUCGGGCCAUGCAGCCGUUGUGCUGCACAAAUCUGCCGGCGACCAAUCUAUUCUCCUCGGGCACAGAUUCGCAAUCACAACGUCGUGCGCAAGUGGGGACGGCAAGUGGCUUGCGACAGCUGAUGCCGGCGAUGACGCAACGCUCAUCGUCUGGGACACGGCAACCAAUCUCCCCAUUCGCACCUACUUCAAGGACCAGAUUGGACUUGGUGUGCAGGCGGCGUGUUUUUCGCACGACGCCUUGUUGCUCAUCGUCGUCAUCACCAAAGAGGACGGAAGCCAACAAGCGCGUGUGUUCGAGUGGACGAAUCCCGACGCAACUGCGCCGGUGGCCAGUGCUGAUCUGGAUGCUCUGUCCACUCCCAUCGUCUCCGUCACCGCACAUCCAACCGCAGCCAACCGGGCCGUCGCAAACACCACAAACGAGGCGUUGUUCCUGUCGUGGGCAUCAGACGAGCUGGAGGUGCAGACAAUUGCAAACGAAUCCAAAGCGCGGCUCACCGCAUCGGCCUUCCUUCCCGACGAGCUGACGGCAGUGUCGGGCAACGUCGCCGGAGAAGUGAUUAUGUGGAGCCGCACUGCUGCCGACCAGCCGUACAGCCAACUCAAGAGGAUACAGGCCUCCCCUGCUGCCGUCAACACGCUCUGCCUCACCCCAGACAGCCGCUUCCUGGUGCUUGGGUGCGGGGACGGGUGUGUGCGCUGCUUCGACCACCAGUGCCGCGCGCUCGGGUGGAACGAGGAUCUGGAGUCUGGCGCCAUCACCGCCAUUGCAUUUGCAACCGCUGCUGCUGAUGAUGAUCUUGCCCACCUCUUCGCACACGACGACCACUCCCAGCCCACGCCAGAGACAUUCUCCCAGGCGCUGCCAAACUUCGUUGUGAGCACAUCCGAGGGCCUCAUUGUCAACAUCAUCACGGGCGCCGAGUUCAUGCCCACGGUUGUGUUGAAUUCCCACACCGCCGGCAUCACGGACAUUGCCGUGCACCCGUCCAGCGCGAUGAUGGUCUCGGCCAGCAGCAACGGCGCUCUGCAAAUCUGGAACUACGAGAAGGGCGAACACAUCCUUACCCGCACCAUCGCCAGCGUCACGCCAACCGCGCUGGCAUUCAGUCGAGACGGGCACACGCUGGCCAUCGGGUACGAGAACGGGGUGGUUGACUUUCGCGAUGCGAUGACGCUGGACCUGAUUACGGACAGCACCACCAUCCCCGCAGCAAACGCCGCUGUUCUCCAGGUCGCAUUUGCACACACAAACGAGUUUGCAGCCGCCGCUUUCGCCGAUUCCGCAGUCGGCCUCUUCAAGAUUGAGCCUGCGGACUUUGAGAGCCCGUGGGAACUUGUUGGGCGGAGCAAAGCGCAUGUGGGGGGCGUGACGCAGGUCUUCUUUGAGGAAUCUGAGGACUCGAAACACAGGUGCUGUCUGUUCUCCAUCGGCAAGGAUGGAAUGAUGGUGUCGUAUGAUCUCGACAGCACAUUCGACACUCAACUGCAGAUCCACGAGCCCAGGCUGCGCCUCGCUCAAGGGACGUAUCCGCUGGCGAUGACGGAUUACACGAGCAAGCACGAUGAGGAGUUUAGGAUCACGGCGAAUGCAGACUACAAGCUGAAGCUGUACAACAAGAGCACGAACAUGUGUCGUGCGACGCUGCUUGGUCCCAUUUACGGCGAUCCCGUGCGUCACCUCGUGCAAGUGCCCAAGCACCCCGACCACCUCAACCACCAGAUUAUUGCGUUUGCAAACUCAGACAAAGUUGGUCUGUGUCUGGCGCCUGUGGACGGCAACCCGCACCGCUACAUCGCCAUCCUCGCCCACCCAGACGAGAUCACGUGCUUGCGUGUGUCGCAUGACGGCAAAUUCCUUUUCACAGCCGGCGCCAAUGCAGGAUCCGUGCAUAUGUGGCAGCUGAACCCUGCUGUGCUGGCGGCGACGGUGCAGACGCGCCCGCAGGGGAUGGAUGCGCUGUACGAGCUGGUGGAGGGCGGACGUGAUGGCGAUCUCAUCAACGACAUGAAGGAGUACUUCUACUACGCCCAGAUCCGCAGACACGGCAUCACCUCCAUGGCCCCUCUCCAGGCGUCGGAUACGCUGCCGCUGGAAGACGUCCCAGAUGUGCUGCGCGCUGUAGGAUUCUUCCCAACGGAGCACCAGAUUGCGGAGAUGAACAACGAGAUCAAGUUCAAGGACUACUUCACGACGCGGGAGUACAAGACGACUGUGGACCUUGACGACCUGGUGACGCUCCUUGUGAACCAUCGCCCUGCACUUGGCCUCGCCCCCUCGGACCUGCACGAGGCGUUUGCAGCGCUGGUGGCUGAGGGCGACGGCUCGCUCGACUCGGCCGCGUUCUACGAGCUGCUGCAGGAGGUUGGCGACCGCAUGACGGAGGAUGAGCUGGCGCGGUGCCUGGCGUCGCUCCUGGGGGACUCGCGCUUUGACGAGGCCUUGCCGCCACGCAUUGACGCAGACGUCUUUGCCGAGGAAAUUGUGGGCUUUGAGGUGUGACACUUUGUGCGUGUCUGUGUUGCGUGCGUGAUGUGAUGUGACUUGGCGUGUACGUGCGUGGUGUUGCUUGCUUGUGUUUGCGUGCGUGGUGUUGCUUGCUUGUG
This is a messenger RNA of Salpingoeca rosetta, 3496 nucleotides long. RefSeq lists its product as uncharacterized. NCBI's taxonomy places the organism in Eukaryota, Choanoflagellata, Craspedida, Salpingoecidae. The transcript has 22 exons. Gene Ontology annotation, molecular function: protein binding. Gene Ontology annotation, cellular component: motile cilium. The coding region runs from base 75 to 3392 and encodes 1105 amino acids. The record is from RefSeq and is a predicted model, not a curated record.